AUGGUCGAGGUGGUCAAGACAGUAGAAAUGAAGAAAAGUAUAAGGAGAAGAGACAGUCAAGCCAAGCAAAUUGACGUAGAAGAGGACGCAAUCAAGGAUGCGAAUGGGUCAUUAGCAAGAGAUUGUCGAGCCGAAGAAAAGGUGGAAGAAACGAUUAAUCUAGCCUUGGAUGACGCAACAAACGAAGACAUUCUCUUGAUGGCUCAAAAUAAAGAGUUGAAAACAAAAGAACACGGCGGCGCGAAAGACGAUGGCGAUAGUCGUGAGGUGGUGGAAAUUGUUGGGAAUGACAUAUGUAGCGGAUUUGGUGAAAUCUUGAUAGCAGAGACGAGAAAAUCGAAGAAGGAUGAACCACCGGAUAAUAGAGAGCCUGGGCUUGAAGAGAGAGAGCUCCAAUGGCGGGAAAGGCAAUAUGAGGAAGGAAAAAGAAAGAGGAUAAGAGUGGAAGAGAAAAUGGAAGAAGAAAAGAAAAAUUUAGAAAUGAAGAUAGAAAGUGGACGAGCUAGUGAGGGAAGAGAAAGAUAUAGAGAUGCUAACUCAACAGAGAGACUCACUCGACACAUGAUUGAGAUAAUCACGAGUGAUAAAAAGCUGGAGGAAGCAAAAAUGAAAGUUGAAAAUUUCGUUAUGGACUUGCGAAGGGAAUUGAGUAAACUAAAAGAAGCUAUGACGUCUGAGUCGAACGUGGCUGAGAAUGAGAGAAAUGAGGAGUUGGUGUCUCAAAUGGGUUGUUCUCGAGAAGCUCCAAAUGAAGUCUAG
Molecule: messenger RNA, 759 nt
Organism: Cucurbita moschata (crookneck pumpkin)
Lineage: Eukaryota; Viridiplantae; Streptophyta; Magnoliopsida; Cucurbitales; Cucurbitaceae
Exons: 3
Coding region: 1-759 (252 amino acids)
Source: RefSeq, a predicted model, not a curated record